Messenger RNA from Cyclocybe aegerita, 1317 nucleotides. NCBI's taxonomy places the organism in Eukaryota, Fungi, Basidiomycota, Agaricomycetes, Agaricales, Hemipholiotaceae. The record is from the annotation of a GenBank genome assembly.
AUGUUCGGCGCUGAAAGGAGCAGGCGACGGAGGUGCGGAUGUACAAGUCUGGGAGCAAGAGACCUGCUGCUCUCUGGGGCUUCCCUGUCUCUCUCUAGCGCUCCAUCCGCCCACAACAGAACCGUCGACCGGUCCCCCCACGCUCUCUUCAAUCCACACAUUCAUGAAGCUAUCAUGUUCAAUCUCUUGAAAUUCCUCCGCUAUCUCGUCUUUCUUGUAUUUGUUGUGUGUAACGCUGUCAUCGCAAGCGCUGCUGUGUGGAAUUUGGGCAUUGUCGAGGGACUCUUGUUGGGUUCUCCAACGCCAGCGAAGCAGAUCGAUGCUUAUUUGAUUUUCGUCGGCGCUUCUGGGUUGUUCCUCAUUUUCCCCAUCCUUUUCUUCCAGCUCUACGGCAAGGAUGUUUUCCUCGGCAGGGUGUGGUUCGAACUCCUAUGGGUUGGCCUGUUCUGGAUGAUGGAACUGGCCGGCGCGGCUGCUGUCACUUCGCAAAGCAGUGUAUGCAAUACCCCAACAGGGAACUUAUUCAUCCAAGUUGUUCAUGAAUCCCCAUGUCCUUCAGCCCAAGUGUUGCAGGCAUUCACUUGGAUUUGUGCCAUUUUGUUGCUAGGUUACUUCACCCUUCUAUCCAUUCUCUCCUUUGUCAAGAGCAAGGAAGACCCUACAAUAUGGCAUUGUAGCGUCCACAGGUUCCCAUGGAUGAAUGGACUCCGCUCUUUAAAGAGCGUCCCUACGUCCCCCACUUCCCCCACUCUACCAAGGUUUAGGAGCAAGACACCAGUAAUUGCCGCACCGCGCCCCCAGCGAGUCAAUAACCUGGCGAACGCGUUUCUGGCCUAUCGGUCUGGGCUCAGCUCAGAGUACGAGAUCGAAUACUUCCAACCCGAUGCCCAGCCCGUAUCGGGGCAGGUAUCGGAAAGGCCAAUGCCUCCCGUUCCAGCAGAACUUGUAUCCCGAUCGUCCCAGAUCCGCCACACCACAGAACAAGCGCAAGAAACACAGCAACCUAUCAUCUCAACGCCUUUCUACCACAGCGUCGUGCAGACUGCCAUCGACAAGAAUCAACCGACGAGCUCUUCGGUUGUAGCACCACCGCAGCCAGCACAACUUGGUCAGAUUCGGCGACUACCAGCCUCUCCGCCACCCCUUGGCAACUGGCCGCGGCUUGAUGCCACCCAACGCCCUUAUACCAAGCGGAAACCUCUUCCUCUUCCUCAACCACCGCAACCGCAACCUCGGCCUGAACCCAAGCUGAGGAAUACCGGCCGAGGCGUCAGUCACGCGCACGAGCAACGUCGCCUACCGCUUCUGGACCAGUAG